AUGUCGCAAAAGCCAAAGAGCCGGGGCCGCGCCGGCGCCCAGGCCGAGCGGGGCAGCGGCGGCGAGGAGGCCCCGAGCACGUCCCGCGGGCCGGGCGGCGCCGCGUCGCAGGGCGGCCGGCGGGCCGAGGCUCCCCCCACGCCGGGACCGCGGUCGCAGAAGCAGCUGGAGCUGAAGGUGGCGGAGCUGGUGCAGUUCUUGCUGAUCAAGGACCAGAGGAAGAUCCCGAUCCGUCGCACCGACAUCCUGCGGCACGUGGUCGGGGACUACAGGGACGUGCUCCCGGAACUGCUGCAGCGGGCGGCCGAGCGCCUGGAGUACGUGUUCGGGUACCGGCUGGUGGAGCUGGAGCCCCGGAGUAACACCUACAUCCUGGUCAACACGCUGGAGCCGGUGGAGGAGGACGCGGAGAUGCGCGGCGACCAGGGCACUCCCACUACCGGGCUGCUCAUGAUCGUGUUGGGGCUCAUCUUCAUGAAGGGCAACAGCAUCAAGGAGACCGAGGUCUGGGACUUCCUGCGACGCCUCGGGGUGCACCCCACCAAGAAGCACCUCAUCUUCGGGGACCCGAAGAAGCUCAUCACCGAGGACUUCGUGCGGCAGCGGUACUUGGAGUACCGGCGCAUCCCGCACACGGACCCCGUGGACUACGAGCUCCAGUGGGGCCCGCGCACCAACCUGGAGACCAGCAAGAUGAAGGUGCUCAAGUUCGUGGCCAAAGUCCACAAUCAGGAUCCCAAGGACUGGCCGGCGCAGUACUGUGAGGCUUUGGCGGAGGAGGAGGCCAGGGCCAGACCCCAGACCGGGGGCACGGCCCCAACCCCAGCCCCUUCCUCUUGA
Lipotes vexillifer (Yangtze River dolphin) is the source of this 840-nucleotide messenger RNA. RefSeq names its product NSE3 component of SMC5/6 complex (gene NSMCE3). The transcript has a single exon. The coding region runs from base 1 to 840 and encodes 279 amino acids. Gene Ontology annotation, biological process: negative regulation of transcription by RNA polymerase II. Gene Ontology annotation, cellular component: nucleus. NCBI's taxonomy places the organism in Eukaryota, Metazoa, Chordata, Mammalia, Artiodactyla, Lipotidae. The record is from RefSeq and is a predicted model, not a curated record.